UAUCACUUUUGCCGUUUCUUCCAGGAAGUAAACUUUUUGUCUUGAACUGAAGUAUUUGUCAGGUGCAGCGUAGCAGAGUCUCCGGUCUGAUAGAGACGUGUCGAUGGUAAAGUUCUGCUGCUGGCCGCCAUGUCGGAUACUUUGGAGCGGUCCACGAAGAUCAACUUGUUGAAGGAGCCGGUGGUGAAGAAACUCUGUGAGGUGUUGGACAAAUCCAGUAAUAAAGGAUGGCGAAAACUGGGAGAGAUAGUCGGCAAUGAGAAGCGGUUUAAAGUCAGCUCAGACGACAUGGAGAUGUGCUCUCUGAAGGUGCUGGAGCUGGAGGGAAGUCCGAGCCGCAUGCUGCUGAGGCUGAUGGGAGAGCGAGGCUGCACCACGGGUCAUCUGGUUGACUACCUCCAAACUCUGGGCAACUCGGAGGCCCUGCAGUGCCUGAAACCAUCAGCCCUGCAGAUCCUCAUUCAGCCCCAGUCGGUGGCUCUCAUAUCUGGACAUAAUCUACGCCUGAGCUGUCACGCUGUGGGCAAAUCUCCAGUACAGUACCAGUGGUUCAAGAGCAAGGAAGAGGUGCCAAACUGCUCCUCUCCAGACCUGGUGAUAAGUCCAGUCCAUCUGAAGGAUGCCGGCUUUUACAUCUGCAGGGUCAACAGUGGAGACACGUUUGAAUUCAGCCAGUGGGCUCAGGUGGACGUCCUGAAUGUCACCAUGUCAUGUGGGCAGAGUUAUCAUUCCUUGGAGGGUCGGCUGAAGUUGGUGAUCCAGCCUCAGUCCCAGCGGCUACAUGUUGGGGAAAACCUGCAGCUGGAGUGUGGAGCCGUGGGACGACCGAUCCCUCGGUACCAGUGGCACAGAAAUGGAGUCCCGGUCCCUAACGCCACAAAGAGGAAACUCACGAUUCCUCACUCGAUGCAGGAUCACCACGGCAGGUAUCGCUGUGAGAUCAGCAGCAGCACUGAGAGAAUGUGGACCAAUGAGGUUAACGUCGUGAUUGAACCAGGGAUAUCUGUCCAGAUUUCAGAGGCAAUGGAGUGCUCUGAAGAUGACAUUUAUGCCAUUGGAGGAGGUUCCAGUGAUUUAUUCCUGAAUAGUAUUCCAGAACAACUUUAUGCGACCGACAAAGUUGCCCUGCUGAUCGGCAACCUGUCUUACAAGAACCACCCGCAGCUCAAGGCUCCCAUGGUGGACGUGUACGACCUCACCAACCUCCUGCGGCAGCUGAACUUCCAGGUGGUUUCACUGCUGGACCUCACAGAGUCGGAGAUGAGGAACGCUGUGGACGAGUUCCUGUUGCUGCUUCACAAGGGAGUCUACGGUCUGCUGUACUACGCUGGUCACGGAUAUGAGAACUACGGCAACAGUUUCAUGGUGCCGGUUGACGCACCAAACCCGUACCGCUCAGCCAACUGUUUGUGUGUGCAGAGCAUCCUCAAACUGAUGCAGGAGAAGGAGACAGGCCUCAAUGUUUUCCUGCUGGACAUGUGCAGGAAGAGGAAUAUUCACGAUGACAGCGCUCCAAACAUUGUCCUCAGGGUCACGGCCAACAUUGUCUUUGGAUACGCUACGUGCCAAGACGCAGAGGCCUUCGAGCUGAGCUCCAGCGGCUUCACCAAUGGCGUGUUUGUCAAGUUUUUGAAGAAGCGGCUGCUGGACGAUGAGAAGAUCACCGUGGUGCUGGACAGAGUCGCUGAGGACAUGGGUCAGUUUGAUGCUACGAAGGGGAAGCAGGCUCUGGAGAUCCGCAGCAGUCUGUCAGAGAGGAGAGCGCUGACCGAUCCUAUUAUGCCUGGUGACAGCGCUGAUGUGGCUCACGCUCGCAGCCUCCAGUGGGCAAAGGCUCACGAGCUUCCUGAGAGUAUGUGUCUCAACUUCGACUGCGGCGCUCAGAUCAAGUUGGGCUUCGCAGCAGAGUUCUCCAACGUGCUCGUCAUUUACACUCACAUCGUCAAGAAGCCAGACGACAUGUUGUUCUGCCAGGCUCACGUCACUGACUUCUCACAGGACCUUGAUGUGGAUCCCAAAGAGAUGAACAGAGAGACUCCAGAGGAGACAGGGAUCUACCUUCUGUCCAGCAACCUGCCGCAGCACUGUCUUUACACCAGAGUCAGCUCACUGCAGAAACUCAGGGAGGAGCUGGUCUUCACCGUGUGCCUUCAGGGCACCUUCACCGCCAUGGAUGACGAAUCUGUCCACUGGACCAAAAGCAUCAACAUUGGCAAGCCGCUGAUCGCCCGCCUGGACCUGCACCGUGCCAUGAGGCGAAAUAGCUGCCUGCAGACGUGCAUGAUGCCCCACAGCCCAUCCCACAGCCCCUGUCACAGCCCGGGGCCCGAACACCGCCUCCACCUCCACCACGGGUCGCACCAGGCCCAAGACUACAGCCGCCUGUCACCACAACACCUCUACCUGGACGUGUAUGAGCACCACCAGGGCGCAGUGGGAGGCUGUGGGGAUUCCUACUACGACAACCUCAGCCAACCUCGCUACGAUGCUGCGUACGACUCAGCUGGUGGACUUUCAACCUCGCCGGAGAGGUUCAGCAUCCCCAUAGAGACCACUGACGACAUCAACGAGCUGCAGACUGUGUUCAUCAACAGUCUGCAGCUUCAACAGCCUUGAAGCUGCUGCUCAGAAGAAAAGCUUUAAAUAUCUGACAUUGUAUCUGGAACACUGCUGCUCUUCCUGUUACAUGUUGUUUAGAAUAUUAUAUUCCUCCAGAUAUAAGCAUUAUUUGCCUCGACAAGCUGUAUACUGACUUUUCUACUAAAAAGAGUUUUGUAAAUAAAUGGAAGACUGAAACAGUG
Epinephelus lanceolatus (giant grouper) is the source of this 2801-nucleotide messenger RNA. It is a transcript of the gene malt1, whose product is annotated as MALT paracaspase 1. Lineage: Eukaryota; Metazoa; Chordata; Actinopteri; Perciformes; Serranidae. Gene Ontology annotation, biological process: proteolysis. The record is from RefSeq and is a predicted model, not a curated record. Gene Ontology annotation, molecular function: cysteine-type endopeptidase activity.